Messenger RNA from Vollenhovia emeryi, 1086 nucleotides. RefSeq lists its product as uncharacterized. Gene Ontology annotation, molecular function: nucleic acid binding. The record is from RefSeq and is a predicted model, not a curated record. NCBI's taxonomy places the organism in Eukaryota, Metazoa, Arthropoda, Insecta, Hymenoptera, Formicidae. The transcript has a single exon. The coding region runs from base 1 to 1086 and encodes 361 amino acids.
AUGGCAUUGUCAGAGAGGGAAAGAAUAACAAUUCUCAUGAUGCGGGGAUUUGGUGAUAGAGAAAGAUCAUACGGUGACGUUGUUAAUUUAUUCAACGAUACAUUCCGGAAUCGUGCACCUAUUUCAAAAUCUACUGCAUAUCGAACCUGUAAUCGAUUCGAAAGAACUGGGUCAGUCAAGGAUGAACCACGAUCUGGAAGACCUAAAACUGCCACAAACGAACAAAAAUCUUUAGAAGUUAUAUUGAAUUUUCAAGAAAAUCCUUAUACGUCGAGUCGAAAAGUAGCUCAACAAACCGAAAUUAGUAAAACAUCUGUCCUUCAGAUUUUGAAGUCGCAUCGGUAUCAUCCGUACAAAAUAAAACUAGUGAAAGAACUUAUCGGAGACGAUCAUGAUCGUAGACUUGAAUACUGCGAGGAAAUGAUGCUACAAUUCGACAGAAAUAAUCAAUUUCUGUUUUGGACGUGUUUUUCGGAUGAAGCAACCUUUGAGUUGAGCGGAUCUGGCAAUCGGCAUAACAUGAGGUAUUGGACCGAUGAGAAUCCCCACUGGAUGAGGGAGCAUCGUACACAGUAUCCGGAAAAAGUUAACGUUUGGGCUGGAAUAUUGUGUAAUCGUAUCAUCGGGCCAUUCUUCAUUGAUGGCAAUUUGACAUCUGAAAAGUACGUAAAUUUGUUGAACGACAACAUAAUACCUGCAAUACAAGCUAUCGUUGGGGAUGCAUUCGAGAAUGUUUGGUUUCAACAAGACGGAGCUCAAGUUCAUUUUGUCCUAAUUGUACGCAAUGUACUGAACAACGUUUUCCCUGACAGGUGGAUUGGUAGAAGAGUUACCAUUGAGUGGCCACCAAGAUCACCCGAUUUGUCGCCUCUUGAUUUCUUUUACUGGGGAUACUUGAAAAGUAAAGUUUUUGAAACCAAACCCAACGAUAUCGAGGAACUGAAACACAGAAUUGUUGAAGCGUCAAAUGAUAUUAGUUUAGAGAUGUUACAGAAUAUUUCCAAUAGAGUUUAUUAUCGGUUGGGACUUUGCCAGAGAAGGGUGGAUACCAAUUUGAGCAAGGAAAGAAUUAAGGUUGGCGAAUAG